CUGAUUUGCCCGAUCCGCAUCUCGUGGCCUUCCUUUCCCACGUUGCGUAAAGAAUCGCAAUUUUUUCAAGAUAAAAGUUAGAAAUUUUGGUGCGAUCUUUCAUUAUGGCUGACGAGGAUUUUGAAGGUGGAAGCUCAGGUGCCUCAGACACCUACCCUGCACAGUGCUCCUCUCUCCGUAAGAAUGGCCAUGUCAUGAUUAAAGAACGUCCCUGCAAAAUUGUUGAGAUGUCAACAUCCAAAACUGGAAAACAUGGACAUGCAAAGGUACACUUGGUCGGCCUUGACAUUUUCACUAACCGCAAGUAUGAAGAUAUCUGUCCAUCCACUCAUAAUAUGAAUGUGCCAAAUGUCAGCCGCAAAGAUUUCCAAUUGGUCAAUAUUGAGGAGGGCUUUGCUCAUUUGAUGGAUGAUGCUGGAGAUGUGAGAGAAGACCUCAAAGUUCCUGAUUCAGAUUUAGGAAAGGAAAUACAAAUGAAGUUUGAUAAUGGGGAGGAGUUCAUGUGCACAGUUCUUAAGGCUGUUGGAGAGGAACAGAUAAUUGCUUUGAAGGCCUCAGCUAAUAAGAGCAACUAACCAUUUGAAUGUUGGGUUUUUCUCUCGAAUGAGGAAUUAAAAAACUAUUUUGACUUUUGAUCAUUUUGCGUUCAAUUUUAUGUUUUGAGAUGGAUGACUUUAUUUUGUUUUAUGAUAAUAUUCUUUCUUUGGAUCAUUUCAUAAAAAAAAUGCCUGUGCACUUGCCAAGUUAGUUGAAGUGUCUGGAUUGAAAGUGAUGUUUUCAAACUAGUGGGUUGGUUGUAUUAUGGAGUGCUAAUACCAAAGAAAGAAAGUUUUUUAUUACCUAAUACUAACUUAAUGUAACUGCAUUAUUAUUAAAUUGUAUGUUAGGGAUAGUGUGUAUUUACCAGUUUAGGAAAUAAUCUCUGGGGCAAAUGCACAGGCAUUUUGAAAACGAUUAUGUAAGUGAGGUAAACCAUAAUAUAAAUGUAGCUCUACUGGCGAUACUGCUCUCUGAUAUAUUUUCUCUGGUUUGAAAAUCGCUGUACUAGAAAAUGUAGACAUUGUUUUGCAGUUGUUUGCAAAUAAAUUGUUAGAUUUGUCCAACUGCUCCAAGGGAAUGCAAUUGAUUGAAUUGAAUAAAGUGUCUUUCGUGAA
Dendronephthya gigantea is the source of this 1154-nucleotide messenger RNA. RefSeq names its product eukaryotic translation initiation factor 5A-1-like. The transcript is spliced from 3 exons. Lineage: Eukaryota; Metazoa; Cnidaria; Anthozoa; Malacalcyonacea; Nephtheidae. The record is from RefSeq and is a predicted model, not a curated record. Bases 105 to 575 code for a protein of 156 amino acids. Gene Ontology annotation, molecular function: ribosome binding; RNA binding; translation elongation factor activity. Gene Ontology annotation, biological process: positive regulation of translational termination; positive regulation of translational elongation.